CGGGGAGCUCAGCGGUGCGGAGGGAAGGAGCGCGCGGAGGGGUGCGGCCGCCAGCUGAGGCUGACCGCGGCGGGUGCUCUCCUGGACCCGGAAUCCCAGUCAGAACAUCCAGCCUGCCACUGUACUCCGAUGCCAUGCCAGCACCGACUCAACUGUUCUUCCCUCUCCUCCGUAACUGUGAGUUGAGCAGAAUCUAUGGCACUGCAUGUUACUGCCACCACAAGCAUCUCUGCUGUUCCCCACCAUGCAUUCCUCAGAACCGCCUGAGGUACACGUCCCAUCCAGCAUAUGCUACCUUCUGUAGGCCGAGAGAGAACUGGUGGCAGUACACUCAAGGAAGGAGAUACGCCUCAACACCUCAGAAAUUUUACCUCACACCUCCACAAGUCAACAGCAUCCUGAAAGCUAAUGAAUACAGUUUCAAAGUUCCAGAAUUUGAUGGUAAAAAUGUCAGUUCCGUUCUUGGAUUUGACAGCAAUCAGCUGCCUGCAAAUGCACCCAUUGAAGACCGGAGAAGUGCAGCCACCUGCUUGCAGACCAGAGGGAUGCUUUUGGGAGUCUUUGAUGGCCAUGCGGGCUGUGCUUGUUCCCAGGCAGUCAGUGAAAGACUCUUCUAUUAUAUCGCUGUUUCCUUGUUACCCCAUGAGACUCUGCUGGAGAUUGAAAAUGCAGUGGAGAGUGGCCGGGCCCUGCUGCCCAUCCUCCAGUGGCAUAAGCACCCCAAUGACUACUUCAGUAAGGAAGCGUCCAAACUGUAUUUCAACAGCUUGAGGACUUACUGGCAAGAGCUCAUAGACCUCAACACUGGAGACUCAGCUGAUAUUGAUGUUAAAGAGGCUUUAAUUAAUGCUUUCAAGAGACUUGAUAAUGAUAUCUCAUUGGAGGCUCAAGUCGGUGAUCCUAAUUCUUUCCUCAAUUACCUGGUGCUUCGGGUGGCAUUUUCUGGGGCUACUGCUUGUGUGGCCCACGUAGACGGUGUUGACCUCCACGUGGCUAACACUGGAGACAGCAGAGCCAUGCUGGGUGUGCAGGAAGAAGACGGCUCGUGGUCUGCGGUCACACUGUCGAAUGACCACAAUGCUCAGAAUGAGCGGGAGUUAGAGCGCCUGAAGCUGGAGCACCCGAAGAGCGAGGCCAAGAGCGUGGUGAAGCAGGACCGCCUGCUGGGCUUGCUGAUGCCCUUCAGGGCUUUUGGAGACGUGAAGUUCAAGUGGAGCAUUGACCUUCAGAAGAGGGUGAUAGAGUCUGGCCCAGACCAGCUGAAUGACAAUGAGUACACCAAGUUUAUCCCUCCCAACUAUCAUACACCUCCCUAUCUCACUGCCGAGCCAGAGGUAACUUAUCACCGCUUAAGGCCACAGGAUAAGUUCCUGGUGUUGGCAACCGAUGGGUUGUGGGAGACCAUGCAUAGACAGGAUGUGGUUAGGAUUGUGGGCGAGUACUUAACUGGAAUGCAUCACCAACAGCCAAUAGCUGUCGGUGGGUACAAGGUGACUCUGGGACAGAUGCAUGGCCUGCUAACCGAAAGGAGAGCAAAAAUGUCAUCGGUCUUCGAGGAUCAGAAUGCAGCAACCCAUCUCAUUCGCCAUGCUGUGGGCAACAAUGAGUUUGGGGCCGUCGACCACGAGCGACUCUCUAAGAUGCUUAGUCUUCCAGAGGAACUUGCUCGGAUGUAUAGAGAUGACAUCACAAUCAUUGUAGUUCAGUUCAAUUCUCACGUUGUCGGAGCGUAUCAGAACCAGGAGCACUGAGUCCUGCUACCCUGGUAGUUCUCCAGUGCAGAGAGACUUCGGAAAGAACCAAUAAGUUAUUCUAAACACUUCACAUCUGCUUCUCUGUAGCUAGUCCAGUGUCCCAGUCUGACUGCAGCAGACAGUAUCACCAGUGUCUCUUCUGCCCUGUUGGCCCUCAGGCUUCCUGCUCUUGAGGCAGCUUGCUUCCUUAUUGCAGGUGUCUUGUAAGGCUGACUGACUCCUAAGACUAUUAAGAAUGGCAGAUAAUAUCUUGAGUAGAUCAAAAGCAAGGGUCUUUCUGGGAGUAUUAGUAAAGUCAAAAAAUACCGUCCCCAUCUGCAAACUAAGCAUCAUAAGGAUUCUAAUGUACAUGAGAGUAUUUACUACAUGAUUUUUAAAAAAUAGUCCAUGUAUUAUUCACAAACAUUUAUUUUAGCCUGAAGUAUUUUUCAGGUCCAGUACUUUAAGCCAUAAAUGACCAUGAACCUGAAAUCUUGAGUUUGUAAGCUUUUGUGAUUGUGCAUAGAAUAGGUUUCCCAAUGGAGAGAGCUCUCAACUGCCCUUCUUUCCUGACCCAUGGUAUCCUCGGUGUAACUGGGAUGCUUUGUUUUGCUACACCGAAAAGACAAUAAAGGUUCUUAGUUUUAUUUGUCCUUCUAGUGAAUGUUAAAUAAAGGGAAAAUGUGUUUUUUCAGUUUGUAUUCAUGAAAAGCUUUAUUUAGUCUGAAAUAAAGAUACCCAGAAUUAAAAGACUGUAUGUUUAAUUCUUGUCACCUGUGGCUACCAGCAUUUCCCUGUUCUGUAGUCCCUGAAGUCUUGGCAAACUGUGUCUAGUGGGUGACAAACUGCUGCUGAGAAAUCACCAUCUUCACUUGUGAUAGGAAUUCUCACGGAACUUAAAGACAUGUAAUAAGUUUAAAUGCCAGCUUGAGCAGUAAUAUUUUAUAUUAUGACAGUUUGAGGAAUCUUUUGUUUGUCCCCACUUAGGUCAAUUAAAAUAAUUUGUAUUAAAAUUAUUAAAUGCUUUAAAUAUACUGUAGCUUGUAAUAUGUGUUAAGAUGUAUACAUAAGACACUUUUAAAUAGUGACCUGUGCAUGCCUGAUACAGAACACUUAGUCACAUCAAGUAUUUGCAGCAGUCUCCAUAAUUAUAUGCAGCCCUUUCUAAUACUGUAUCAGAGUAAAUGAAAAAUAUAUUCAAGUAGGCUUUUCAGGAGUUUAAUAUGCAUCAAAUGUUACUUUUGUUCCUGCAUUCAAUGGUUAUCUAUGUAUAGCUGUGCAUACAAUUUUAUCACUUAUUCACUUAAAAAUAGCUAUGAAUUUGUUUAAAAUUCACAUAGAUUUUUAAUUCAAAACAUUAGUGUCUGUUGUAUGAUUAGUUGGGAAUAUAGGAGUCCUUUCAGAAUUCUGUAGGCUUUGAAGUACAUGUUCAAGGACUCCGUAUUUUGAUUCUUAAAUCAAUGUAUAGCAAUAUUGGCUGCGAAAUUUGUUCCAAAUGAAAGUAGACCCAGGAAGAUUACAGCUCAGAACAUCUUGGGAUUUGUUUUCUGAAAUACUCUUUGAUUUCGUUUUUUAAAGUCAACUUUUAAAAUGCCACUUUAUUUUGGAGGGAGAAAGACUAUUACAUAUUCUAAGUGUUUUUAGAGACAUUAUCUUAGGAUGAAAAAUACACACUAUGAAACCCUGUUUUUAGUACGGUUUGGAAUUGCUUUUUAAUACCACCACUGGAGAGGUCUAUGUUAAUGUCUCGGUAUAAUACAGUGAAUAUAAAUACUGCUUUCUGUGCCCUCUGAAAUAAAAGCAAGACUUAUUAUCCAAGAAGUGUCUGCAUUCUGAAAACGCAACGUGGAAGUGAAGAUAACGGGGUAUUCAGGAACCUUUGGAUGCUGUUAUUUAAAAGCAGUUGUGGUUCUGUGACUCGUCGUGACAUGAUGUCUAGAAGCAAAGUCAGUCUGUGUAAAUUCUCAUGAAUUUAUUUAAAUUUUCUUGUAUGUAUUCAGUUUCUGUAUUGAUGUUUAGUCAGUCCUUCAUGGUCCAUGUAACAUGCCCUGAACUAGUUAAAGGAACAUGAUAUGUUACUUGGCUUGAGUGCUGUCCUUGGUUAGAGA
Molecule: messenger RNA, 3841 nt
Organism: Arvicola amphibius (Eurasian water vole)
Lineage: Eukaryota; Metazoa; Chordata; Mammalia; Rodentia; Cricetidae
Gene: Pdp1
Product: pyruvate dehydrogenase phosphatase catalytic subunit 1
Exons: 2
Coding region: 135-1751 (538 amino acids)
Biological process (GO): protein dephosphorylation
Molecular function (GO): protein serine/threonine phosphatase activity; cation binding
Source: RefSeq, a predicted model, not a curated record